AUGUCGUCUCCUACGCCAAAACAUAGUCGACAGUCGUCGAAUAUCGACUCACUUGCUUUCUCACCUGCCCGUACACACUCUCGAACCUCAAAUUACAGUCCUAUCACGCCCUCUCGACCAAGCGUCCAUGGUGUUGACGCUUUCGGCCUCGAGAUUUUUGGCAGUGGUGGAUUACAUUCAUCAUCGACUGGAUUGGGUAACCUCGCUGAUGAACUAGCCGACGCAUGGGAUGAGGAAGAAUGCGAAGAUGAUUCGAGUACGAUUUUCCCAGAAGAAACUAAUGUUAACCCAUCCAAGGACAAUGAAGUAGAAGUGUCUCCUCCCAUUUUCAAUCCUACCAGUGUAACGCAUGUCACGAAUAUUAUACCACUUUUGGAAAAAAGACCAAAUAAACUAGCUCCCAAUGAAAAUGGUAACGGCAAAAAUGAGAAUCAACUACCUUUUGAGCUCGAUGGUCUCCCGCCUGGUCUAAUAGCCAAAAUAGAUUUGCUAGAGACUUUAGCACAGACCAGAUCAGAGGAAAACGAACCAGAAGGAGGAGUUAUUCGAAGAUUGACGGAGCUACUUAAAGAAUUGGGCGGCCAAUCGAGGGUCGAGAGUAGUGCUACCAGGCUUGCUACUACGCAUUCCGCAUUAUCAACACAAUUAGUAUUUCAAACUCGCCUUUUACAAUCGCUCGUCUUCCAACUUUUUUCUCCCUCUAGUCUUUCCUUAAGCGAGACCGAUAUCGAUGACCUCAUCCCGAUUCUAAUUCAAACAGGCGAUUCUAUGCCGCGACCUUGUGCCGAAGCCUUCCAUUCUCUCACCCAGCUUCAUAGCCUUACGGCUGACCUUAUUCAGACACUAAAUUAUCUUUCGGACACACUUCAUAUGUCUCGCCAAACUAUAGCUACGGCGUCACGAAGGUUGCGAAGUGUUCGCGACUUGGUUAUCGAAAUUCAAAAAGAGGAUGAGGCGCGCGAGGAAGGCGAACACUGGUUACAGUUACACAACUGGCCACGACGGCUACAUAAUCGUGAAUGUGCCAAGGAGUGCGAUGAAGUUAUGGUGGGGUUUAAUGAAGUGUGUGACAAAUGGCGAGCGAGGCUAGUCGCUCAAGCUGAGGUUAUGGGUGUAUGA
Messenger RNA from Blumeria graminis f. sp. triticale, 1119 nucleotides. The record is from the annotation of a GenBank genome assembly. Lineage: Eukaryota; Fungi; Ascomycota; Leotiomycetes; Helotiales; Erysiphaceae.